This is a messenger RNA of Cryptomeria japonica (Japanese cedar), 4466 nucleotides long. RefSeq names its product PH, RCC1 and FYVE domains-containing protein 1. The coding region runs from base 602 to 3895 and encodes 1097 amino acids. Gene Ontology annotation, molecular function: metal ion binding. Lineage: Eukaryota; Viridiplantae; Streptophyta; Pinopsida; Cupressales; Cupressaceae. The record is from RefSeq and is a predicted model, not a curated record. The transcript has 9 exons.
ACUCUGUAGUUAAUUGAUAAACAAAUACUUAAAAAACUACAACUCACGUGUGGGAGCUCUAAACUUUUGACAACGUGUAUGAUGAGGCUCGGUUUUAUUUUGUUGAAUGAGAGGGUCAAUAAAACCAACUAAUAAUAGGCUAGUAGGAUGUAGACAAGUAAAAUGUGAAGUACAGAGAACUGUGUUUGGAGAAAGUUGUUGAAAAGCCAGGCUAGGAAUUGGAGGGUCCUUUCUCGGCAUCAGAGGACAGCGAGAAGAGGGAGUAGGGGUUGGUAGAGCUCAGAGGAUAUAGACCGUCCAUGUGAUUUUACAACGCUCUGCCUGGUCUUUGUCUCUAGUAUUUCAUUAGGCAGAUCCCCUUGGCAGCCUACAUGUUUUGUCAGCCUCCCCAAUGCCCACUUCAAAUCUACUUCAUUCCCAGCAUACCCAACUCAGAGCAGUUGCUGAUGACGGUAUCUGUAAACAUCAAUUGUAGUCUUAAAAACCAAGGGAGAGAUCAGGGUAGCGGCAACAAUGGGGGAGCCCAGACGAGCAACAGCAGUUGACCGUGAUAUACAACAGGCAAUUAUUGCCUUGAAGAAAGGUGCACAUUUGUUGAAGUAUGGAAGGAGAGGAAAGCCCAGGUUCUGUCCCUUCAGGCUAUCUAAAAUAUUCUGCUGUUAUGUCUAUGGAUGUUCAGGAUGAGAGAUCUUUAAUUUGGUUCUCUGGGAAGGAGGAAAAACAAUUGAGAUUGAAUGCUGUUUCUAAGAUCAUUGCAGGCCAGCGUACUUCAAAUUUCCAUCGGCAACCUCGACCUGAAAAGGAGUAUCAAUCAUUUUCUUUAAUAUAUGGGAAUGGGGAACAGUCGCUUGAUUUGAUUUGCAAGGACAAAGAGCAGGCAGAAAUUUGGUUUGUUGGCCUAAAGGCUUUAAUCUCUGGGACUCAGUCUCACAAACUCUAUGUGGAUUCAUGGAGCGAUGGAGGACUUCAAUCUAACUCUAGCAGCCCUGCUGGACACACACGAAGGAAGCAACCAUUACCUUCUGUGGAUGAUAUAGAAAAGUUCUCACAUUCAGGAUCAAAUAAUUGUGUGCGACCCCUGAAGGUGCAAAGUUUGUAUGGAAGCCCUCCACGACAGUUUACAGAAAAAUGUUUUUCAGCAAGGCCUUUAUACUCAACAGAGUCACAAAAAGGUUUUGAAAGGCAUUCCUUGGUCAACUCCUUACAUUCAUUUCCAUUGGAUUUGAGAACAGACACUUCUAAAGUGCAAAUUAAAGAAAAUUCUUCUGAAGGGUUUAGAGUGAGUUUGUCAAGUGUAAUAAGUUCAUCAAGCCAGGGAUCUGUGCUUGAAGAUGGUGAUGUUCUGGGUGAUGUAUUAAUGUGGGGAGAAGGUAUAGAAGAUGGUAUAUUAGGUGGCGGUGUGCAUAAGUCUGGUUUUGCUGUUCAUACCCAGGUAGAUGCACUCUUGCCAAAAGCAGUGCAAUCAACUGUAAUGCUGGAUGUUCACAGAGUUGCAUGUGGAGUCAGACAUGCUGCUUUGGUUACCAGGAAAGGUGAGAUUUUCUGUUGGGGGGAGGAAAAUGGGGGAAGGCUUGGUCAUAAAGUUGAUGUGGAUGUCUCUCAGCCCAAGUUAGUGGAGGCCCUUGCUAAUAACAACAUUGAGUUUGUUGCAUGUGGCGAGUAUCAUACAUGUGCAAUAAGUGUUGCUGGAGAGCUUUACAUCUGGGGAGAUGGCAGCCAUGGUGAUGGUCUUUUAGGACAUGGCAGUAGUAGAAGCCAUUGGCUGCCUCGUAGACUUUCUGGUCCAUUAGAUGGGAUUCGAGUUGCUAAGGUUUCUUGUGGGGAGUGGCAUACAGCAGUAGUGGCAUCAUCUGGAGCAUUGUUUACAUUUGGUGAUGGAUCUUUUGGAGCUCUUGGACAUGGAGACACCAGAUCUGUACUCGUUCCAAAACAAGUUGAAUCCUUGAAGAGCUUAAAAACAAUAACAGUAGCUUGUGGCCCAUGGCAUACAGCUGCUGUAGUUGAGGUUUUACCAGGUAACUUGAGUUCUAACUCUUCUGCUCGGAAAUUAUUUACGUGGGGAGAUGGUGACAAAGGCAGAUUGGGGCAUGGAGAUAAAGAGAAGAAGCUAGUUCCAACAUGUGUUGCAGCCCUUGGUAACUGUUCUUUUAUUCAAGUAGCUUGUGGACAAACUCUCACUGUUACUCUUACAGUCUCAGGUCAGGUUUAUACAAUGGGAAGUCGAGCCCAUGGUCAGCUUGGAAACCCCCAAGCGGAUGGAAAGGCUAUUGUUCUGGUUGAAGGUAAGCUCAAAGGAGAGUUUGUUGAGGAGAUUUCAUCUGGUUCAUUCCAUGUUGCAGUUUUGACCUCAAAAGGUGAGGUCUAUACAUGGGGGAAGGGUGCAAAUGGAAGGCUAGGACAUGGUGACCUUGAAGACAGAAGCACACCAACAGUAGUAGAAGCAUUAAAGGAUAGGCAGGUAAAAACUAUUUCAUGUGGGUCUGCUUUUACAGCAGUGAUUUGCUUACACAAAUCAAUCUCUGGUGUGGACCAGUCAUCUUGCUCUGAAUGUAAAAUGCCAUUUGGUUUCACGAGAAAAAGGCAUAACUGCUAUAACUGCGGAUUUGUAUUUUGUCAUGCAUGCAGUAACAAGAAGGCUACAAGUGCAUGUUUAGCACCAAAUCGAAGCAAGCCAUAUCGUGUUUGUGAUCCUUGUUAUGUUAAGUUAAAUAAAGUUGGUGAUUCUGGAUCCUCAUUAAAUGGAUCUAGAUCUAGGAGGCUCUCUUUAAUGCAUCAAACAAUGGUUUCUCGAGAAACGAAGACUCUGAAAUCGCCAUUUUUUUCACCCAAAGUCACAAGUGUUGAAAAGAUAGAGCGAUUUGAUGGAGACACUUCUUCAAAAAAGAGUAAGAAGCAAGAAACAUUGAAUCUUACUUCAACAUCUGAAAGAUGGGGUCAGGUGAGCUGUCCUGCAUUUUUUCAUUCAAAUGCUAGAGUUCACCCAUCUCCUGCACCAAUUCUCCAAUUCCAAAACACAUCUUUAGCUCCUUCACCAGUUUCAAGGGAACAGAGUCCUCCCAGAUCAAAAAAUGUUUUUCCACCAACUUCCACUAUGUAUACCCCAAGCACUGUACUUGAAGAAUUGAAACAGUCAAAUAGAACUCUAACUGAAGAAAUUCUGAGAUUGCAAGAACAGGUAAAGAAUCUCAAGCAACAGUGUGAAAGCAAAGAUGCUAAAUUUGAGCAAUAUGAGUGUGAAAUUGAAGAAGCUCGGGCACUUGCUAGGGAGGAAACUACCAGAUGUAAAGCUGCGAAAGAGGUUAUCAGAGUAUUGACUGGACAGCUGAAGGAUAUGGCUGAGAAACUCCCAAUGAAAACACAAACAAGCAAUAUGAGCACAUUUCUUUCACCCCAUCUGAAUGCCUUGCAUGAAUUGUUAUCUCCAACAUACACUGGUCACACAGAGGUUCCAGAAAAAGAAGAUAUUAAAUUCUAUGAUCAUAAGUUCUAUUUGAGUCCUACUACUCGUGUUCUUAAAGACAUACGAGUAAAUGGUUCAUGCAGUCCACCUGUUACACGUGACACACCAACGAGUGCUCUAGGAAGGGCUUUUGAUUAUCAAAAUUCAGCUAGGUCAACAGAAGGUGCAAGGCGUACAGGAAACAAGAUCAAAGAAAACAUUGAUAAGCUAUGCAAAUCAGACAAUGGGCACCCACCUUACACGGAAUGGGUAGAACAAGAUGAGCCUGGUGUGUAUUUCACAUUCGUGUCUUUAGCAGAUGGUCAAAAAGAUCUUAAGCGCGUGAGAUUCAGCCGAAAGCGUUUCAGUGAAAGAGAAGCAGAGGAAUGGUGGGCUGUGAACAGAUUGCGAAUAUAUGAAAAAUACAAUGUGGAGGGGAUCACAGGACAACUAUAAUGUUUUCUAUACAAGCAAAGAAGAUGACAACAUAAAAUCUCCUAAUACUUUUUUGAUGUAACACCCUUUCAGCAAAUAAUUUUUCUGGUGUCUAUCUGAAGCAUGCUGGAGAGUAUAUGGUUUCAUUAAUCUUUACAAUAGUAGAGUAACAGAUGUGGCAAUUGUGGAAAAAAUAUCCUAACCAAAACUGAGCACAACUAUUGUUGGAUUUUGUACUGACUGCAAUCGAGAAAGUAUUCAGUUUGCAGCAACAUAUGAAGUGAGCUAUUUAGGCCAUCUAACAAAGGAUCGGGCUUUUUGGCAUGGCUUACAUUUACUAUUUGACAAUCUUGUGUAAAUUAUGUUACAUCUUAUGAAAAUUUGUAAGCCUUGCUAGGGCUUCAUGAAAGCCUUAUGCUGGAGAAGAAAUAUGAUCUUUUGAUAUCCUGUAUACAGAAGGCUUGAGGUGCAAGUCUAGCUGUUAUAGUCAAAGCAAGUUGUGGCAAAAUAUGACGAGCUGUAAAUCUUUUCAGCUGCAGUCAUGAAAUUGUAACAUUAUUACUUGUAAUAUGCUAACCAUUCUUUUCCUUUC